CUGGGUUAGUAGAUCAGUCACCGGACAAGUUUACACUUGAACAGAUCAUUAUUGUGAUUAGUGCAACGAAUUAAGUAAUGCUGUGCGGCUAAAUCUGGAAGUGUGUGCCAUAGAGUUCAACUUAGUGAUUGUUUGCGUGCGAAAAAUAGAAAAAAGGAAUAAAGCAGCGAUGAGUCCACCAAACUCGACAGCGGAGACCAAAACAAAUGGACAUGUGAACAACCACAAUGACCACCACGAAGAUCUGAAAAUAGCAAUCAUCGGCCAGAGCAACUUCGCGGCCGAGGUGCUCGAGGUGCUUCUGGAGCAUCAACACAUUGUGGUGGCCGUGUUCACAAUCGCAGACAAGGGCUCCCGGGAGGAUGUUUUGGCAACGACGGCACGAACCAACAACAUUCCGGUGUUCAAGAUUUCCGCUUGGCGAAGGAAAGGCGUCCCCAUUGCGGAAGUGUUGGACAAGUACAGGUCGGUUGGGGCGAACCUGAAUGUGCUUCCGUUCUGCAGCCAGUUCAUUCCGAUGGAAGUUAUCGAUGGAGCCAAGUUCGGGAGCAUCUGCUACCACCCGUCAAUUCUACCGCGGCACAGAGGCGCCAGUGCCAUCUCGUGGACGUUGAUCGAGGGCGAUGAGGUGGCAGGAUUUUCGAUCUUCUGGGCAGACGAUGGUCUGGACACAGGGCCAGUUUUGCUGCAGAAGCAGUGUCCCGUGUACGGGGAUGACACAUUGGACACGCUGUACAAGAGGUUUCUCUUUCCGGAGGGUGUGAUUGCUAUGGUGGAGGCGGUGGACCAAAUAGCGGAAGGGGUGGCUCCGAAGAUUCCCCAAACAGAGAUCGGUGCCACCUAUGAUCCCGCCCUGUUUCGUGAGGAGAAUCAGUACAUCAAUUUGGACCAGUCGGCUGAGAGAAUAUUCAAUUUCAUCAGAGGCUUGGAUUCGGUUCCGGGAGCAGUGGCGGUUGUUUUGGAAAAUGACGGGAGCGAAUGCUUGGUUCGUCUGCAUGGGGCGUCUCUGUGUGGCCCGGUAUGUUUGGAGGAUGCAAAGCCUAUUCGUUUUAAAGGAGCCACCGGAAGUGCUUUCGUGGAUGGAGAUGGUGUACUGAUUGUCGGUAAUGACGGUCACUUGGUUAGGGUGAAGCGUCUGAAGAUAGGAAGCAAGAUGAUUCAAGCUAGCGAAUGGUUUGUGCAAGGUAGGCAGAAGACAGUGCCACUAGAGUUGACCGAAAAAGAGCUCGAAAUUGAAGGUACUCUGAAGGGCAUAUGGAAAUCGAUUCUAAAGGUGGAGAUUGGAGCGGAUACUGACUUCUUUACUUGUGGAGCAGGUUCAAUGGAUGUGGUUCGCUUGGUUGAAGAAGUUAAGGACGCACUAGAGAUACCACUAGAGAACGAAAAUGUUUUUAUGGCUCCCAGUUUUGUCGAGUUUUCGAAUGAAGUCAUCAGCAGAACACGAAGUGGAGCUUGCGAAUCAAUUGCUGGUCCGGAAUUUCAGGCCAUCGUGCUGCGAGAAAACAAGAAAGUGAUAAGCGUACCAACACAGAUGUUUGUGAAUGGAAAAUUCUUAAACGCUGAGAAUAACAAAACAUUGGAUAUCGUGAAUCCCACGACGGAGCAGAUCAUUUGCAAAGUGGCAGCCGCAUCGAAAUCGGAUGUGGAUUAUGCGAUCAAGUGUGCCCAUAGGACAUUCAAAGGAACUUGGAGUCGAGUUUCCGCAAGAGAACGAGGCCAACUGAUGUACAAAUUAGCUGAUCUGAUGGAACAACACAAAGAGGAAUUAGCGACCAUCGAAUCUGUUGAUUCGGGUGCGGUUUAUACCCUUGCGUUGAAAACCCACGUUGGAAUGUCGAUUGACGCAUGGCGCUAUUAUGCAGGGUGGACCGAUAAAAUCGAGGGGUCGACAAUUCCCGUGAAUCCAGCGAAGCCUAAUCACGUACUGACAUUCACCAAAAGAGAACCAAUAGGUGUUUGUGGGCUGAUUACUCCGUGGAACUAUCCAUUGAUGAUGUUGUCCUGGAAAAUGGCCGCUUGUAUUGCCGCUGGGAACACCGUUGUUAUCAAGCCAGCACAGGUUUGUCCUCUGACGGCACUCAAGUUCGCAGAGCUGACAGUGAAAGCGGGAUUCCCACCGGGAGUUAUCAAUGUGAUUACCGGGAGUGGUUCCGUCACAGGUCAGGCAAUAUCCGAACAUCCGCUGGUGAGAAAACUCGGAUUCACCGGGUCGACACCGAUUGGGAAGAAAAUAAUGGCAACAUGUGCGGAAUCGAAUAUUAAAAAAUGCUCGAUGGAACUGGGAGGUAAGAGUCCUCUGAUCAUAUUUGCUGACUGUGAUUUGGACAAGGCUGUCCGCAUGGGUAUGUCAUCUGUAUUCUUCAAUAAGGGUGAAAACUGUAUAGCCGCUGGUCGAUUGUUUGUGGAGGAUAAAAUUCAUGAUCAAUUCUUACGGAAGGUCGUUAAAAAUACUAAAACGAUUGCCAUCGGGGAUCCACUCAAUAGGGGGACUGCACAUGGGCCACAGAACCAUAAAGCCCAUCUGGAUAAGCUGGUGGAGUUCUGUGAAAUCGGAGUGAAAGAAGGUGCGACAUUGGUUGUUGGUGGCAAACGAGUACCAAACCGGAAAGGCUAUUUCUUCGAACCGACAGUGUUUACCGAUGUGCAGGAUCACAUGUUCAUCGCCAAAGAAGAGUCUUUCGGACCGAUCAUGAUCAUAUCCAAGUUCCACAGUAGCGAUUUGGACGCGUUGGUGCAGCGGGCAAAUAACACCGAAUAUGGUUUGGCUAGUGGGGUGUUUACGAAGGACAUUAGGAGAGCUCUGCUGUUUGCCGAAAAGGUGGAGGCAGGGACAGUAUUCGUGAACACCUACAACAAGACUGAUGUAGCUGCGCCCUUCGGUGGUUUCAAGCAGAGCGGAUUCGGCAAAGAUCUAGGUAAAGAGGCCCUCAACGAAUAUCUCAAAACCAAAUGUGUUACCAUAGAGUACUGAGGACCGCGUUUCAGCCCUAAAUAGUAUUGUUCAGAAAUGUUUGCAUUUAUUAAAUAAUGUCGCUCUCUACAGUUAAUGUAAGCAUAAUUAUAAAUCAUUUUCAAUAUCGUUA
Toxorhynchites rutilus septentrionalis is the source of this 3083-nucleotide messenger RNA. RefSeq names its product cytosolic 10-formyltetrahydrofolate dehydrogenase. Gene Ontology annotation, biological process: biosynthetic process; 10-formyltetrahydrofolate catabolic process; one-carbon metabolic process. The record is from RefSeq and is a predicted model, not a curated record. The coding region runs from base 170 to 2971 and encodes 933 amino acids. The transcript has 3 exons. Lineage: Eukaryota; Metazoa; Arthropoda; Insecta; Diptera; Culicidae. Gene Ontology annotation, molecular function: formyltetrahydrofolate dehydrogenase activity; aldehyde dehydrogenase (NAD+) activity. Gene Ontology annotation, cellular component: cytoplasm.